Messenger RNA from Nezara viridula (southern green stink bug), 3751 nucleotides. The record is from the annotation of a GenBank genome assembly. Lineage: Eukaryota; Metazoa; Arthropoda; Insecta; Hemiptera; Pentatomidae.
AUAUAAUCCACUGAAUCGAGGAAAUGAAAUUGUUUAAAAACUAUUUAAUUGUACUUAUGUUAAAGAAGAAGUGGAAGAUUAAAAUAUUUCAUGAAAAAGUGAAACAUUAGUUUGUAACCUUAAAUACAUCUAAUGAAAUUGAAUAACUUUAGAUACAAUAAUAUAUUUAAAUAAUUAGAAAGACAAAUUGGAAAUGCUUUUGAAGAUUAUGAACAACACCCAGCUGUUCGUGCGCGUUCCAAAAUUAUCGUGAAUAGUAGAGUGCCGAUGGGUCCAGCUAAAAACAUUCCUCUUUCUUUAGAAUGUAAAACAAAAAACUCGAACGAUAAGUGUAAACAGGCCACAGCUCGAGGGGGCACCUUCCUAACAAAUUUGGAAGGAACGUCUUUGGGCCCUGGUUUUCCACCAAAACCGGUAGGGUUAUUGGUAAGACCUAAUGUUUCAAGAGAAGUACCUUCUACUUCCGCUCCAGAAGAUAAAUUCCUCGUGGAUGAUAAGCCACCAAUGCCUCCACCACCACUAAAACGUAGACCUUUACCCAAGGGCCGAAUACGCCGGCCGUUUCUAGACAGUAGUGAAAGACAAGAUUCUUCCCAGGAGGCCAUAGAUCCUAUAAUUUUAGGACCUCUGUUCUACGAAGACAUUCAUAAUCCUGAAAGCACUUCACAGGCGGGAGAAAACAAUCAUGGAGCUUCUCAGGAAAAUUUUAAUGGAUCAGGAGAACGGAAUAGAGCUCUUCUAGAUAGUUUCAAUGAGCUAGAUCAUCCUGAUCCAAAACUACUUUCCAAAUUUAAAGGAAAAUUGUACCCAAAAUAUUUUGCUGAAAAGAGAAAUUUAGAACAAAAAGAAAAGGAGGAACUUCAUGGAUCAAAUGAAGAGAAGGAGGAAAGCGAUGAAAAUACUGAAGAAGCCGAUAAUUCUAAAGAAGAAGAUGAAAAUUCAGCAAAAUCUGUGGAGGAAGAAGAACCCGUACCUGUAGAAGAGGCCCCGGAUGAAGAAACAUCAGAGGAUUAUGAAAGUUCGAAAGAGGAAGAAAACCAAGAUAAUUUUGAAGAAGAGCAUAGCUCUCAUCAUUCAACGGAGGAGGAAUCUAACGAAGAAGAAGAAGAAGAGCCUGUUUCAGUUUCGGAACCAGGUAAUCAAGCAAGCUCAGAAGAAGAUGAAAAUCCACCGAAAGAGCAUUCUGUAGAGGAAGAAAAGACUGAAGAUUCUGAAGAAGAAGAAAAGCCAGAAGAUUCUGAAGAAGAAGAAAAGCCAGAAGAUUUUGAAGAAGAAGGAAACCUACCACCUGAUACUCCUCCGGAGGAAGGGUUGGACAGUCCAACAUCGGUUCUACGUGGCUCAAAUGGUUCUUCGGAAAGCAACGCACAAAAUUCGUCAAAUUCAAGAGAAGAAGAAGUUUCAGAGUCUGAAGAAUCUACAACUAGUGAAGGACAAAACACAGCUUCUGGUGAAGCAGUUCAUUCUACUGAGGAAUCUACAGAGGAUACGGAUUAUACAGAUUAUUCAAUCAAUAACGAUAUUGAUUCAUCAGCACCUUCAGAAGGAGAUACAUAUCAUCCAUCAGCAGAAGAAGAAACUAGUGAUGAAUCUAAUGAAUCUAAAAAAACAGCCUCUUCGUCAGAAGAUACCAAUGAGAUACGACCAAGUUCUAUUGAAUCUCAGGAAGAAGUCAAUGAAGAUUAUGGUUCAAGAGAAGAGCACUCUCAAGAAAAUCAUUCUCAGGAAUCCGGAGAACAACAAUCCGAAGAACAGCAGUCGCAGGAAGGGCAUUCUCAUGAAGAGCAUUCUCAGGAGGAGCAAUCUCAGGAACAGCAUUCUCAGGAGCAUUCUCAAGAACAGCAGUCCGAAGAAAAUCCAGACAAACCACCAAAUGAAUAUGAUGAAGAAGCUGACGAAGAAAGCCCGAGAGAUUAUUACGACAUGCCAGAUUAUGAUAAUACAAGCUCUGAGUACGAAGAAAUAUUUCCAAAACCAGAACAGGAACCAACUAAAAAGCCCCAAGUUUACUAUAAGAAGAGGCCUGCGACGUUUUAUUACAUCGUAGGAGGAUCCGGAGGACAGAAAGAAGACCCGAAAAAAGAAUCAGAUGACGUUGACAACGGAUCUAAACCACUUGAUUAUGAAGAUAACAAAAUCAAACAAUCAGAAGAAGUCGACAGUUCUACGCCAUCAGCUGAGGAUCACCCGUCAUCCAGUUCAGAUGAGAACUUCAGUAGCAUGGGCUUCGAAAGCUUUGAUUUAGAUUCUGUAUUGAAAAAACCCAAGGUUCAUGACGACAAGACAACCAGAUCGCCAGUCGCUGUAAUCAGUAUCACAACUCCACAGUCUCCCACGACUAAGUGCGAUGACAAUGAUGCCAAAAAGAACGAAGAUUCAGAGGACCAAAAAAGAUUGAAAACACCUCUAGGGACUCCCAAGCCAAAUACCAUACAACCAGGAGAUGUGGUUAGCAUCACCAGAUCCCGCCCUGUGAAUUUCGGGCUGAGCCCCACCACUCCGACUACGACCUCCACCUUCCGGCCGGCCACCAUCUCGGCCAUCGGGAUCGUGAAGCCGGACGGCUCCAUCAUCGCGAAAGUGGUGAGCCCGAGACCGGGAGUGCAGAGCUCCACCUCCUCCGCCCCCACCAAGAUGGAGGGCGCUCAGGAGGAUGCGGGGACGAGAUCCACUCAGGUGCCGUGGAAGACCUUGCUGGCCGCCAGGGAGGCCACCGCCCUCACGUACCUCAAGCCUCCCCCCAUCGGACAGCAGCAGACCUGGUUCCUCAGGCAGGCCAGGGCACCACGCUCCGUCGACUUCCUCUCCAGGCCUCUUUGAUCGGAUGCACCUGACGCUAAAAUUGAGUUCCUAUUUGAUGAGCAUCGGCAUUAUGGAGAUGCCAUUGUCUUACCAAAGUCAAACAAAAUCCAUUGAUGAAAUGAUGGUUGUUACUCGUUAAUAUUUAACGAAAAUUAAAGUGAUAAGUUAUUAGGUUGAACAAGACAAAUAUUAAUAAAAAUAAAGAUAUGGUGCUAUUUACAAGGGAUGUUUUCGGAAACCAAAAAGAUUUACAAUCGGUACACUUAAUGGCUAUAGAAGUAUUUUUAAUUAUCUCACCAAAAACCCUUAUAAAUAAAAGUAUUUAAUAAAAAAUACAUAGGUAUAUUUCUCAAGCAUCAAGUAUUAGUUAAGGAUAGUUUAAAAAAAUGGAUGUAAUUAAUAGCUUUAAUACAAAAAGUAAAAAAAUGACUAAAAACUGAACAAAUAAUACAAUGGAAGAACUUCAUGGUAGCUAAAACCCUAUAUAAUAGAAUUAAAGUUGUUCUAUUCUCUUGUUCAUGUCCUUUCAUGGAUUUGACACGGUCAAACCUACCUAUUCUUGUUCUACAGAAAAAUCAAACAUGAUCUUAAUUCAUAACUAUUGUAUUAUUAUUAUAAUAACUAUUGUUAUAUUAUCAUACUACAUUAUUAACAUAAUAAUUUAUAAAGUAGACUUCGAAAUAAUUGGAAGUUUUCCUAUAUUUCAUUAUUUAAUUACGAAAUUUAUUUUCUUGGUAAAGAAAAAUGCAUAAUUAACAAUCAAUUAUGAAAAUGUAUAUAUAAAUUGAAUUUAUAAUGAAAAUGUUAAUUGUAAUAUAAAUAUUAGUACUAUGUAAAGUAUUUUAUUCAAUUAUGUAACACUUAUGUUCGUUUACGAAUUAACUAAAAAGACUUUAAAAUUUAUGAUAUUAUUUCUUUAAUUUUAGAUUUUUCUAUUGAUUUGUUUUUU